Molecule: messenger RNA, 861 nt
Organism: Zea mays
Lineage: Eukaryota; Viridiplantae; Streptophyta; Magnoliopsida; Poales; Poaceae
Product: ubiquitin-conjugating enzyme E2 28-like
Source: RefSeq, marked provisional
GCAAAUCCUCGGUGGUUUUGCAGCUUCCAGAGCUUGAGAUUGAGACCAGCGCGGCAGUUCUUUCUUGGUCGUCGAUGGCGCUGAGGAGGAUCAUCAAGGAGCUCAAGGACCUGCAGAGGGAUCCACCCACGUCCUGCAGCGCAGGGCCUGUGUCCGACGACAUGUUCCACUGGCAAGCGACGAUCAUGGGGCCCAGCGACAGCCCCUACUCGGGGGGCGUGUUCCUGGUCGCCAUCCACUUCCCUCCGGACUACCCGUUCAAGCCUCCCAAGGUGGCGUUCAAGACGAAGGUGUUCCACCCCAACAUCAACAGCAACGGCAGCAUCUGCCUGGACAUCCUCAAGGAGCAGUGGAGCCCCGCGCUGACGGUCUCCAAGGUGCUGCUCUCCGUCUGCUCCCUGCUCACCGACCCCAACCCGGACGACCCGCUCGUCCCGGAGAUCGCCCACAUGUGCAAGACCGACCGCCUCAGGUACGAGUCCACCGCCAGGGGAUGGACGCACAAGUACGCCAUGGGAUAACCUGAUGUGAGCCGUAACAACAACGACGCUUUGGCCGAGUGGUUAAGGCGUGUGCCUGCUAAGUACAUGGGGUUUCCCCGCGAGAGUUCGAAUCUCUCAGGCGUCGUCUUUUUUUUUCCUUUUUUUUUCUAUUUUGCCUACCCACAUGGACACAUGGUUCCCUUCUUCACAAGCUCUGGUACUGUAACAUUCAGAAAUGCAAAUGGUUAUCAUAUCGUGAGAAUUCUCCGGUUACAACGUGAGUGCAAGCUGUAACCCAAGGGAAUCGCUGCUGUAUUAUACAUUUGUACAAGGUUCACCAAACCGAUUGGUGCCCAAAAACUGGCCGAGAUUCAUGUUC